GCAAAAUGGCGGAAGGUGUGCUGCCGUUCGUUCGUGGCCUCGAUUUGACCAAAAAUGACUUCAAGGUAUGGACCUCCACGUAUUUUAUUUUAUUCAUUAGCCUCCUUAAUCCUUACGCAACUGUUUCUGUGCCUCUUGUAGAAGCUGGAUUUUCCCAAGCGGGUAGCAGACAUGCCAAAUUUACGGUGGUUGAAAUUGAACCAAACUGGAUUGGAAUGUCUUCCAGACGAGUUAUCUCACCUAAUGAAGCUGGUAAGAGCAUUGAUGAGUAAUCUUGUUAUUUGGUAUAAUCUUGAAAGUUUCAGUUACGUUUCUGACUUCUCUUCUAUAGGCCACCGAAAUUGUGCGAAUCGUGAACGUAAAAAACACUUUCUGCAGUAUGAUCAUAAAAUGUUUAUGCAACUUCAAAUUAUUAAAUUGACAAUACUAACAGAAUAAAACUUCUAAUAGUAAUUUAACUUCAUCUCACACUUAUAACUUGGUAUGAGGAACAGAAAUUCUGUGUUAAAGUCAAAAGAAAUAAGGAAUGCACACGCUGAAACUAGUUUGACGUUGACCGGAAAUGCAGUUUACUAGCAUAAUGUAAACAAACUUUCUCUUAAAAGUGGUCUUGAAAUAACACGUUCCCGCUGAAUCUCAGCAUUAACCCCUUUUUCCCUUCGACGCUCAAUUGCUAUUAGGGUGUGAGAUUAGCAUUUGACUUCCUAUUUCAUUAUUGAGAUGAUGUUAUAUUGGAAGCAAUCAGAUGAUGAUAAUAUGAAAAGAAACCACCAACUUAACUCUUUACACCCUAGCAUCAGUAUGCAUAUUCUCCACACUGUUCUCCAUACAUUUCCUGAGUUGUUGACAAGGAGAAUUUAUUUAACAAUCCAACGCUUCUUUAGUUGGUGAUCAUUUUCUUUGUUCUCAUGACCUUAAUGUGUGAUUCAGGGAUGAUAGUGUAAGGAGAAAUUAUAUUUUAGUCACUCUUAGGGGUCAAAGGGUUAAGGAUGUCAGUUAACUCAUUACUGACAUGUAUCAUAUGCUUUAGUCAACACACCACCAACACCGCAAAGGAUUCAACUGAAAUAAAAAAUAAAAUUUAUACAUAAAACAGGAUCAGGACCCACCCUUGCUUCCCUCUAUCACAUUUUUCUCUUUUUUUAUUUUAGGAGCAUUUAUCUCUUAAGGAAAACAAUUUGGCAAGUAUCCAUGGAGACUUGUCAACUCUCUCUCACUUAAGGGUAAGGAUUCACUGUUUGACUGACCAAAGAAAUCUAAGUUACUUUUAUGGUAAAAUUAGUAAGUAAAUUAAGUAAAAAAAAAAGAGUUAUAGUAGGAGUGACUUUACUAUAGUUUGGGAAGGAGUGUCACAUGGUUGACAUAAAUUGUACUGUCCAGACUUAUCACCAACAACUGGCUUACUCUUGAGCCAACCAGUUAUGUCUUGAUCCUUGGGAUACAACCAUAAGUAUACUGUCUGUGAACAGCUCAAGUUGCUAAAUGAAUCAGAUUCCAGAUGAUAUGGUCUAGGUUGAAGCCCCAAUUGGGUCAUUUUGUUGGGGUUCUUGGGCAAGAAACAUGACUUCCAUAGUGCCCUUCUCUAGCCUGGAGAGGAAGGAUGGUGCUGUUCAACUGUCAUGGAAUAUUGAGAUAAUUCUUGGAUGUAACCUGCAAUGGACUAGCAUUACAUCCAGAUGAAGCAUAGGUUCUUCCAGAUGCUUUUUGCCAAUGAAGGUGUUUCAGGCAAGAUGUCAGCUUAGAUCUGCAUUAAUAGAACCAAAAGUAAUUACUUUAUAAUACUUGAGCCACCCUUAACAAAAUCCAGUAGUUUAUGUUCCUGUAAAGAACCCCCUCUAGUUGUGGACUCAUUGUUCCACUUGAGCUUAUGGAACCUUCUUUACGGGUAUUGCCAUUUUUUAACAGGUAAUUAAUGCACGUAAAAACCAGCUCAAGAAUUCUGGAAUUCCUGGAGAUAUCUUUGGCCUUGAUGAUCUUCUUACCAUUGUAAGUCAAGGUUAUGAGACUGUGUGAUUUUCUAAAACAAUUUUGCCUGCCAUAUGGACAUAAGAUAGGAGGUACUUUCAGAAAAUAGGUGUCAGGUGUAUUUGGGAACUCUUUCGUAAACAGACUUAAUGAUGUUGCUAAGUUUCUGUUCUUUUUUUAUUUUUUAAAGUAGAGUAAUGUUAGUAAUAUCUCUUGUUUUAAAAUUUCUUGAACAACUGUUUGUGAUUAAAAUUGGAACUCUGCAGCACCAGGUUGUUCAAAGCUGGGUUAAGAUAACCAGGUUAAGUGUAAAAUCUGAUUAAAGAUCUGAAAGCUUUAAAAUAAAAUUUAGUACCAUUCCUUUUGUCUACUAUUUGAUGACUGGAUACCAAUCAGAGAACAGAGAAAAUGUUCUGAAAAAAGCUUUUGAAUAAAGGAAUAAAGAAAAAUGGAUUAAAAUGUAACCCUUGGUUAGUGCCAAUCAGCCUUCAAACAACUGGACCCUGGUUACAAUGUACCAUUGUUAGAAAUCUUAUUAAAAUUCUCUAAUUUUAACUGUAUGUUUUCUUGUCCUUUUGUGCAGGAUUUUAGUCAUAACCAGCUCAAAGAGGUUAGUGAUUAAUUUUUUUUUGGUGCAGAACAGAAAUACUACCCAACAAGACAAGUUGAAAAGUUUACAGAUAUACUUUUUAGAGCAUAGUUUGCAUUUCUUUGAAGUUUCAGUCACCAUGAAGAUGAAUGAUAUCUCUCAAGAAUUUGAACUCUGUUCUAUUUAGAUUGAAAGAUGAAUGUCACAUGUUGAAAGCAACAUCUUGUGGCAGAUCAUAUUUCCCAAUAACCCUUACCAUUAGCUAUUAAAAAAAUCUACUUUAAAGCUGUGAAAAAAAGUGAAAAGAUCCUUAGUUGCUGUGAAAGCCAAAUGGCUGCAAAAGUGUUACUUAUUAUACUGUUCUUUCUUAUAAAGUCAUUGUAACAGGAAGUACUAACUGAAAAGGGAUUGCAGUAAAGUUGAUAAAAAGUUGUUUAAAACUAUUUUGUAUCCUGACCAGGUGCCACCUGAGCUGGAAAAUGCCAAAGCACUGAUUGUUCUCUCCUUAAGUCACAACAAGUAAGUAAUGGAAUGACAUUGUCUUGUGUUUUUCUGUUUCUUAAAAAUGAUGAGAAUUUACAAUUGUACUUUUUUACUUUCACAGAAUUUCCACCCUUUCCAAUCAGUUGUUUAUCAACUUAACAGAUCUAAUCUACCUGGAUCUUGGCAAUAAUCUUAUUGGUAUGUCUCUUGACAGUCUGAUAUUUAAAACAGACUUCUUUAUCUUUUGACCCAGUAGGGUGAUAAUAUGAAAUUUCUCCCAAUAAUAUCCAAUUAUCAUCCAGUUAAUGAGAAUAUUCAAAAUGGUAGAUAAGUUAACAAUAAGGUCUAAUUUACCAAGAAUAAAGGGGGAUACCAAUGAUCACCUCUGAAAGAAUGUCUAAAUGAUUGUCACAAGAAUAAAGGAUAUGAUCACCUCUGAAAGAAUGUCUUGAUUGUCACACAAAUUCUCCUUGUCAGCUCUCUAGGAAAUGUAUAGAGAACAGUAUGGAGAACUUGCAUACUGAUGUUAGGGUGUCAAGUGUUAAUGAGAUAGCAGUUCACUUUAAGAUGUGACAUCUUUCUUUGCUGACACACAUGCAAACAAAAAUAGUGCCAUGCAAAUCAGGUCAAAGGCAAUCAGCAUCAAUGAGUAUUCUUUUGUGAUCUAGACAUUAUUAUAUAAACUAGUAUGUUGCAAGUUAUGCAUCGUAAUCUAAGCACCACAAGUAUUGUGUGCGCAGCAAGAAAAUGGUAUCAGGUUUAACAAUCUUGUCAUUGUCUUCCAGAGUCAAUUCCUCCUCAACUUAGAAGACUUGUAAACUUGCAAACCUUGGUAUGUUCCUCAGUAAAAUGUUGAUUAACCAAUAGUUCAUCAGGCCAUGUUAUGAAGAGUUCAUUUUGUAACUUAGUAAUAUAAAUGCCAAAUUAUUUUCAUCAAUAGAUCCUGAAUUUAUCUCAGGCCAUGUUAGUUUGAGAAGAGAUUCUCAAUUUUUAUCAGUAAUUUGUCUCUUAUAUAAUUGCCAAGUAAUUAUCUUUCCUAAAAUAUCCAUAGAUCCUGAAUAAUGAGAAUAUUCAAAUUUCUCAGGUAAAAGUUGCUUUCUUGAUCUAACACCAAAUUCUUGUACCUGAUUUGCAUGGACAUGUGUAGCAGCUAGAGGGGAGAAUUAACAUUAAGAUCUUGGUGGUUAAAGGGUUAAUGUGUCAGGCAAUCAAAAUAUACAUGUAUUCUUUCCAUAACUGUCAUUUUAACUUGCUAUCUAUCAAACAGACAACUUCCUUCAUUAACCCAGCUCCAUACUCUACACUUGAGGAACACGCAG
This is a messenger RNA of Pocillopora meandrina, 4356 nucleotides long. Lineage: Eukaryota; Metazoa; Cnidaria; Anthozoa; Scleractinia; Pocilloporidae. The record is from the annotation of a GenBank genome assembly.